AUGGACACUGGUAAGGGUAAACAUUUCCAUUGUGACGUGUGUUCCAGUGAUUGCACAAACAGAGUACGAAUCCAGUGUGCUAUAUGUGCGGACUAUGAUCUAUGUGUGCCUUGUUUCACUUCUGGUCAAGCAACUGGAGAUCAUAAACCAUGGCACGACUAUCAUGUAAUUGAGCAAAACACCUACCCCAUAUUUGAUGCGGAAUGGGGUGCAGACGAAGAACUAUUACUCAUACAAGGAUGUGAAAACUUUGGAUUGGGUAAUUGGCAAGACAUUGCGGACCACAUAGGGAACCGGUCAAAAGAAGAGGUGGCAAAACACUAUUUUGACGUCUACCUCAAUUCACCAACCUAUCCAUUGCCAGAUAUGGAUAAUCAUUCGUUUGAUAACAUAACGCCCUUAGAAUUCAUGAAACAACGAAAGGUCAGAUUGGAGGAAAGGCGAAACAUGCCCUUACCACCCCCAAAGGCCAAACCCGUUGCAUCUGUCCCCUUAUGUCACGAGAUUCAAGGAUAUAUGCCUGGCCGUUUAGAAUUCGACUAUGAGGCAGAAAAUGACGCAGAGAUUCCAGUGAAAGACCUUAUUUUCGAUCCUGACGAUCUGAUGGCUGAUAUUGAGUUAAAGUUGACAAUCUUGGAUAUUUAUAAUUCGAGGUUGACCACCAGAGCAGAACGUAAAAGAGUCCUCAUUUUGAACAACUUGUUGGAAUAUAGGAAGAACAUCAGUAUCGAUAAAAGAAAAUCCAAGGAAGAAAAAGAACUUCUUCGAAAAAUCAAUGCCUUCAUAAGGAUUCUCUCUCCUGAAGACUUCAAUUCGUUCUCCAAUGACAUGCUUAACGAGUUGAGAUGCAGAAUGAGAAUACAACAAUUACAAAACUGGCGUCGUCAUGGUAUCACCACCAUCGAAGACGGUAACAAGUUCGAGAAAGACAAGUUGAUUAGAGCCGCGCAUUACCAAAGAAUGGGACAUGGUCCACUUGGUGCAAGACACUCAAAUUCAGCUACACCUGGCGCAUCCGGAAUGGGUUCAGGGCUCAGUUCAGGGGCAUUGGCUGCAGGCGGUGGAUCGAUGGGAAUGAACGGACAUCGGAAAGCGUACUCCUCGCCACAACCAGAGUUCAAACCCAAGAUUGGUAAUGCUCGGGCACCACUCGACAUUCUGCAUGCUGCUGAUUUUGAUUUGUUGUCGAAUGAAGAGAAGCAGUUAUGUGCCACUCUCCGCAUUUUGCCUAAGCCGUACUUAGCAAUUAAGAACCAGUUGAUGAAAGAAGCGGUCAAGAACAACGGUAUUUUGAAGAAGAAAGACGCGAGACAGGCAUUGAAAAUUGACGUCAAUAAGGCAUCCAAAAUCUACGAGUUUUUUGUGCAAAUGGGAUGGUGUUCCCAGGGUUGA
This is a messenger RNA of Suhomyces tanzawaensis NRRL Y-17324, 1392 nucleotides long. RefSeq names its product chromatin-binding transcription regulator (gene ADA2). Gene Ontology annotation, molecular function: chromatin binding; transcription coactivator activity; protein binding. Gene Ontology annotation, biological process: chromatin remodeling; regulation of transcription by RNA polymerase II. Gene Ontology annotation, cellular component: nucleus; SAGA-type complex. The record is from RefSeq and is a predicted model, not a curated record. Bases 1 to 1392 code for a protein of 463 amino acids. The transcript has a single exon. NCBI's taxonomy places the organism in Eukaryota, Fungi, Ascomycota, Pichiomycetes, Serinales, Debaryomycetaceae.